GCGGCAGCGCUCGUCACGUGACCAUCUUGUCUGCUGCUGGCUGAGUGAAGCGUGUUAGCAGGUAACAAAAACAUACAAAUAUUUAUCUUUUUCAACUUCAAUUUCUUUGUUUCAGCACAUCUGAACCUUACAUUGAGGGGCGUUUUCGCCGUUAUAGUUUGUUCCUGGCUUCGUAGUCUCGCUUUCACGCGGUUGUGAGGGAUGUCUUUCGCAAUUUUUCUGUUGUCUUGUUCCCCGGCGAGCAAUGUCGGGAUGGGAUUGUGCUCCGCUAUGAGGCCUUUUUCUCUGGCAUUCUCACGGAGGUGUUAUUUACUGGCUGGCCUCUUGUCCACACGUCUGAUAGAACUCAGACUGUCGUUUUACAUUUGUGUAAAUCUACUAAUAUGUACAACGACUUAAACACGCCUGUUAGGUCGUGGUUUGCUGUGUGAACUCAGAGCAGAUUUAGAUAGCAUUGUUAGCUAGCUCCAUCCCCGCUGCAUCGUUUGUUCUCAGUCGACGGUGAUUGUGUCAGCGUUAGCAUGGAAGAGCUACAUCGAGGACAAAGAGAGCCUACUGACAACAGCACCAUGUCUAUCUGUGUUUAAGUCUUAAGCAAUGCAGGAAAAAAUCCGAUAUACUGUAAACAACAGCGACUGUGUAGUCUUUUGAAAGUAUUAAGUAGCCGAAAAGCACCUGGCUAACACUAGCACUGCCUCAAAACAACGAUAAGCUUUCUUCGAUAUUGGAUUAAAAUUUGGCUUGGAGGUUGUCUUCUAUAACACGGUCCAAUACUAGUUGACGCAAAUGCCCAAUUAAUGUAUUAACUAAUUAAUUAAUUUAGACUGUAUGUUAGAACUAGUGAUUGUGAUGUGUAGAGUUAGCGACUGCUUGUUUUGUUGUUGUUUGUGACACGUAACGUUAACAGAUGAUUUUUUUAUUUAAAAAAGAGAAACUGUAGACAUCUAUUAGAGGUUUUCCUUGUACAAUUAAAUAAGAUUUAUUAAUCUAAAGGUGAAUUUUAAUACAGUUCGUCUUUCUGCGCUAGCUUUGUUCCGCGCAGCAGCCAAUGGCAGACGUGCGUCGGCUCACGUCACUCCGUCACUGUAAGCUGGAUCGCUAUUGUUCUCGGACAUAAAACAAAUGGGUCAGCAAGGAUAUCGCUUCAUAUCAUUUUAGGGAUUGACAUCAGUGAUAAAGUUUGAAUGUCUUGUGCUUUAUGAGACAUUUUUCGUGAUAACGCGUGCAGGGUUUACCUUUUGCUUGUGCUGGUAGAUACAAACCCAGUCUUUGUGGUGUUGUUGACGUUUGUUUAUACUACAAGAAAUGAUCAGUGCUGUAUUUGUCAUCACAUACGAGGCAAUAUGUAAAUUGUACGGGGUUUUUAUGUCACAAAUAAGAAGGGUUAAGAAAUGCACUGCAGCAGUUCAGUGUUUAGGAUGCGUAAUGCUUCUUUACAAUCUUUGCUGCUCUGAACUCAAUAACAGAGGGGAUAUCAGGUCAGAGUGAGAAGAGUUUGUUCUUCUCUCUCUCUCUCUCUCUCUGUGGUCUCCGCUGUUUGUAAGAGGACAUUGGGUCGCUCUCCCUCCUUGACCUAGAUUUUCAGCAAAGCUGUUCUGUCACCCUGCCAACUCUUACAUCCUCCAUAAGGGCAGCAUUCAUGAUUGUGCAAUAAGGCCUUGCUAAGCUCACAACACACUAUUCCAUAAUUUAAACUCCUUAUUUUAUGCAGGGCAAAGUUUUGAUGCUCUUAUUGUGAAUGAACCCAUUGAGUGUGUGUUUGUGGUUUUUUCAAAUAAUUUGAGGUAUACUUAACAACUCAUACUUCCAUGUUUGUUUGUUUUUUCUUUCGUAGAUUUUUCUAUUUUGUACAUACAGAGUUUUGUAUAUACUGUAUAGGAUGAGCUCGCUGGGCGGCGACAAGGCCCGGGCCCCUCGGGAAAAAGCGCUGCCUGCUCCCACUCACACAUCACAACCACAGAAACAGAUACAGGUGAGCCGUUGCAACCGCAUAAUCCGAAAAACCCUUAAUUACAACACACUCCCUGAACCGCAGUUAUUUUGUGAAUGUAAAUGUUCUUUAUUUAUACAGCCCUUUACAACAAACCUCUCGGUGAACCAGAGUGCUUUACAAUACAUAGGAAAUAAAAAUGAAUUACUAAAAACAAUAAAACCAAUAAAAUACAAUGCAAUAAAAUAAAGUGUCACCACACUACUGGGUAUAAAAGGUCAGCAUAAAUAAGUACGUUUUUGAUCGGGAUUUAAAAAGGCCCAGGUCGGAAAUAAGUCUCAUUGUUGGGGAGCUUAUUCCAAAGCCUGGGAUCAGCAACCGAAAAGGCCCCAGUGUUUGUGUUUUGACCUGGGCACCUCCAGCAGAAGUUGAUUUGAUGACCUCAGAGCUCUACCUGGUUCCCGAACAGUUAAAAGCUCAGCUAAAAAGAUGGGAGCGAUGUCGUAACGAGCUUUAAAAGCAAACAAAAGUUUAAAAUCAAUCCUAAAAGAGACAGGAAGCCAAUGAAGGGAGCGAAGGACAGGAGUGAUGUGCUCUCGUCUGUUAGUGUUAGUUAAAAGACGGGCAGCAGCAUUUUGCACAAGUUGAAGGCGACUAAGAGAUGAUUGGGAGAUGCCAACGUAUAGUCCAUUACAAUAGUCUAACCAUCAACUUAUUAGAGCAUGUAACAUUUUGGAGCGAAACACCAGUUUGCAUGCAGUAUUCGAUGACAAUAAGUUUUACAAGUGGGGAUCAUGCUUUUCUAGCUCAGUGGUUUAAUGGCCCAUCCCAUGCUGCUUCAGCCCUUUAAGUCCAGGGAUUUGAUUACCACCCUUGUACCUUCACUGUAUGUGUCCUGAGUAAAAUGGACACUAAGUGGACGUGGUUUGUUCUUCCCUCUUUGGUGUGUUUACAAGUAGUCACACAACAGUCUCUGUGUUGCAGGCUACUGCUGAACAGAUCCGACUUGCUCAGAUGAUCUAUGACAAGAAUGAUGCUGACUUUGAGGAUAAAGUGAACCAGGUAAGGAACACUUGGCUGUCAUUUGGAUCAGAAACAGGCAUUUUGUUGCUGUUGUUGUUUCCCCUGUUGAUUGCCGAUGUCCCUUUAUUUCAAUGUGUGAUUGUUGCUGUUCCCAGCUGAUGGAGGUGACUGGGAAGAACCAAGAUGAGUGCAUGGUAGCACUCCAUGACUGCAACGAGGAUGUUAGUCGGGCCAUCAAUUUCCUCCUGGAGAGCACCUCGGACAUGGUAAGUCCUUUCAUGUCUUAUUUAAUCUCAUAAACCACCACUGUUUUGAACUGUAAAACAGGCUAAGGUUAAUGGGUGACUCAACAUUUAAAUAUGGAUGUAAGAGUCAGUGGUUGUCAAUGAUUUUGUCUUCUUUAUGUCAGAUGCCAUUAGCUCCAGCCCCCUACAUCUACUUAAAGAUAAGCAGAAUAACUAACGGACAUAUGGAUAGAUUUAUACCUAUACCCUAUCUAAAACAUAUGUUUUGGUCAAGGAUUAAAGUCAAGUUGAUGAAUCUGUAUAAAUGUUUUUAUUAAGAUUGUUAGGAACUCGGUUGUUCUUCCCUUUAAUUAAAUAGAGCUAUUUCAGCAGGACAUACUUUUAUUUUUCUAAGUAGUUUAUGGGAUAAUGUGAACUCCCAGUGUAUUAAGUCUGACAGCCCAUCAAAAAUCGAAGUUAACACCUGCUCACUCUCUAACCACAGUAGAUUAACAGGUAUUAAAGCACAUCCUUUAUCUAUGUUUACACAGGAUGUGCUCAGAUAAAACACUGCUAAGGUCAGCUUUGUGUCAGCAGCACCCAGAGGCCAAUACACUAUCAUUGUACUUACACCUUUAAAACAUAUGCAAAGUGGUAAUCAAGUCUUUGCUCGGCCUGUGGCGACAGCUGAACUGAUUUAAGUAGAGCCAUAAUUCUCCUGUCAGAUGGAUAAAAGGAAAACACCCAUUCUGUGCUGAGGCGAAGUUGAACCUGACCUCUACGAGCAUAAAAUUAAGGCACAGUUUAAUCCGCCUCGGAGCUUUAUUUCUUAUUGCUUCUGUAGCUCUUCCUGGCACCAGAGAUUUUAGGCAUGAGAACAUAUAAUUAGCAUUAUUCCUGAACAGAGAAAAAGUUCAACAGUCCCACCUCACCCUGAAGUAGUUUUCUUUGUUUGCAUUACAAGUCGAAGUUCAUGUCCAAACAUUUGUAUCAAAUACCAGUCUGCACAGAUGGUGAGGAGAGGCUGGAGGGCAGGGCAGUCAGCCAGAUAGCUACCCAGAGUGUUGUUUUGGUUUCAUGGAAAUCCAGAAAUAGCAAAUACAUGGUUUGUGGAAUCCUCUGCUGUCGUAGUAUGCAAUGAAAACCUAAAUAUUUUGAUAUUUCACAUCAAACUUGUUACCGGACCUUACAUGGUAUUUGUUUUCUUACCAUACAGUGCAUACCUGAGCACACACAUUUGUAAUGAAUAUAGCUGGCAGUACAUUUGCUAAGCCUUCAGAAAUGUUUCAUAAAAUCCUUCAGCGUUAGACACGGUGUCUCUCUACUCCCUUUAAGAAAAUACAGAGGUUCAAACCUGGAUUAUAGAAACGCUGAGGCUACUUUUAAUGGUGUAACAGAAGACGGUCCCUGAUAUGAAGACAUUAAAAAUGUAUUCCUUAACAUAAAGCUACUUUCCUGCUCUGCUUGUUGAAAUACGAUGUGAACAUAUAGACUGAUUGGGGUGACCAUACAUCCUCUUUUACCCAGACAUGUCCUCUUUUUUGGGGGGAAGUUUAUGAAAUCCUUCAGAUGUCCGCGGUUUUGGACGCAAGUUUCGAUUUUGUGUCACGUGGACUUACUGAGUUAGAAGCACCCAAAAAACCCGACCCAAAAAACUCUCAGUGUUUGUGCGACCCCGCCCCCACGUAGUCGUGUCCUCUUUUUGGGAAGUCAGAAUAUGGUCACCCUAAGACUGAUUGCUGUAUUUCCCAGAGAGUUCAAUAAGGUCGCUUUCACUCCAGAACCGUUUGGUCCGCCUUAAACGGACCAGAGUUUGUUUCCUCGGAUAGUCCACUUUGUUGGGCAGGUGUGAGAGCUCAUCUGAACUCUGGUGCAAACCAAACAAACAAAAUCUGGUACGCCUGAAAACGUAGGUCUCGGUUCGCUUGCAAGUGAACCCUAGUUCGGUUUGUAUGCAGUGUGAAAGCCCACCUGACCAAACACAGGACCAAAUGUACGUAAUGACGCUAUACGCAGUGCAUCUUGGGUAGAGGAAGCAUGGCGCCACUUGUUGAUAUGGCAACAAGUGACCGCUGACAUUAGCAGUUGCUAGCUAGCUUAGCUCAAUUGUCUAAACAACAAUAACCCAUAAAUUCACAAUUUGGCAUAUUUAAACAAAAUCAAAUCACAACUACCAACAGUCACAGUCCUUAAACUCUGAGCUCAUAUGUUGUCACACGUUAGAUUGUCAAAGUUAGAAAAAUAACAGGAUCAAUCCCUGACAAGCUACGAUAGCAUUAUAGGAACAGUUGCGUUCACUAACGAUGUAGCAUUCCAUAAAAUAAUGUGAUGAAGCACGAUACAAGAAGAUUAGUCCACCCCUGUUUGUAAUCCGUGAGGUUACAUACUUCUCCUCCUUAGUCCAAUCGACGAGCGCCCCUUUCAACCACGUGAUGCUGCUCGGAAAGUUCGGUGUGCUUUAGAAAUAAGUGUGAAAGCAGAACCGAAACAAGUGAUAAAUGCAACAAUGUUGCGACUUUCAACUCCCCAAUUGAACCAAGUCCACUUGGUCAGGUGUGAAAGAGACCUAAGAAACAUGCAGUGGACAGUUGAUGCUUUGGUUCACUUAUCCUACAUCUUGUUUACUUUAUGUUUACAUGUUUUUUAUUUUGUUGUACCUGUUUUGUGUGAAGACCUCAUGGGAGACAGUUGGAAAGAAGAAACCCCUGGUAAAGGAUGGUCCAUCAGAAGGCAAGGAAAACAAAGAGAACAGGGAGAAGAAAGGAGAGAGGGAGGCCAGCAAAGGCCGAGCAGCUGGCAACCGCAAGGGCAAGGGAGCUAGUCGCAGUCGGCCGGGUAAGCAGUCGCUAUCCCAACUUCCUGUAGCUCCUCAGCAAGAUGACCAGUCACAUCAUUCUGGUUUCUAACUGUUAUUGGUCUCUGCGUACAGCCCGCCCAGAGGAGAAUGGUGUCGAGGUGACACCAGUGGACAAAGGUUCAGAUCGGGGUCGGAGGGUCAGAGGUGGAAGAGGUAUGGUACAUCAAGUAGCUGUCCGUUCAACCCGCACUUGGAUAGAUGUUGACUUUUGUGUGGAUGUUCUGCAGGAUCUGGAGGUCGGGGCCGAGGCAGAGCUCCAGCAGGGAGCCGAUUCUCAGCCCAGGGCAUGGGGUACGGUGACAAAAUACAUACACACUCUCACACACACACAUGACAUACAAGGGGCUUUGAAAGGCCUUUGGGAGUAUGAUUUUUUAUUAUUUUUUUUUUUUUACCUGAAAAGAAGGUCAGAAUAUUGCAUUUAGGGUGUUUGAUCUGCAGUCUAAAUGUGUGAUAUGUGAACUAAAUAUUCAACAUAUCUCACUGUAUUUUCUACCCAGGGCUGUUAACUAUAGAAAGCUUUUUUUAAUGGGUUUCAUGAAAUACACGAAUAAUGUACAGUACAGGCCAAAAGUUUGGACACACCUUCUCAUUCAAUGCAUUUUCUUUGUUUUCAUUACUAUUUAAAUUGUAGAUUCUCAAAACUAUGAAUGAACACAUGAGGAAUCAUGUGCUUAAGAAAAAAGUGUGAAAUAACUGAAAACAUGUUUUAUAUUUUAGAUUUCUCAAAGUAGCCACCCUUAAGUACAAAAUUCUACAUGUGUUCAUUCAUAGUUUUAAUGCCUUCAGUGACAAUCUACAAUGUAAAUAGUCAUAUAAAAAAAAAAGAAAAGACAUUGAAUGAGAAAGUGUGUCCAAACUUUUGGCCUGUACUGUAAUGUAAGUCUAAUAUUUUUAGAGACACAGAUAAUCAGAGAAAAAAGGUUUUCAGGGGAUUAAAUCUCUGACCUAAUCUAUGGUCCCAUUGAGUUUAUCUCAGUGUAAUUUAUUAUACCUCUCAUUGACUCCCUCCCAGAAUCUUCAACCCUGCAGACUAUACCUCAGAGGCUGGUACUGGGACCACACAGACAGAGUCAUGGGACACAGUGGCCAACAACAGCACAGAUGGGACAGGUGAGCUCUUCAUUGCAGGUUUAUACGGCAUGUGGACAAAUAAAUUCUACUUAAGUAGCACUGUCUGGCUCUCUAUAAUUGACACAAAUGUACAUAAAUUGCAUCCUGUAUCUUAUUUACCUUCCUACUGAGCAUGUAUUUGAACUUUGUGACCUAUCUUGGUUUGACCUUUAGUUACCUGGAGGAAUACUUUGGAAGACUGGUCAGCUGAGGAAUGGAGUGAAGACGUUAGCGUGAGUAGACACAGAGAGCAGGAGAACCACAGACUGUAUAUAGAAUGGACACUGUCUGCCUCCUUGCUGGGUGAAGCCACUCCGAGAACAGCACCCUCUGGUGAUGGGCUGUAGUAUAGGUCAUAAAUCCCGCCUCCUCCAGCAAAGCUUGUGGAGCUGUGGACAAACUUUAGAAAUUUAUUACACAGAAUAUAUAGUUUUCUCCCCCCUGAUUCUGAUGUUGACAUGCAGUUAUAGUAAGACUGGUUUGUACUAAAGUCCUCUUUUUUCGGUGAAGUUGUCCGGGGGUUCAUGUUUUCUAUGAUUGACACUUGACACAGCCUAUAGGUGUAUGAAGAUUGCGUAGCUCACCUGGAGGAUAUAUUGUUUGAGUAGCGCGUCAUCACAGCGGCUCUCUGCAAUUCUCCUGCCAAAUGCGUACAAUGCUACUGCGCAAUGUUGGUUUCAGGAAGUGGAGAAAAAUCGCAGAAAUACUGAGAGCUUUUCGGCUUAAAAUCCGUAUAUCGGCGGGAGGUGGAAUCAAGUUGUCCAUAGUAUAUACAGUCUAUGAGGAGAACCCACUCUAUCACUAUUUUGGCAUUCUGUACAUUUUAUAACACAUCUCCCUGUGUCUGUAUGUGUCUGCAGCUCUCAGAGACCAAAGUGUUCACCUCCUCAUGUGCACCACCUGCUGAGAAUCACAUUACACCUGGGCAAAGGUAAAACACUGCUUUGGUUAUAGUACGACAAAUGUUAGUGUGGCAGCUAUUUAAUGACUGAGCGUUCUGAAGCCUUCCUGUAUUUAAUCCACCGACUGUUUCUGUGUUAGUCUGGAUCUCGCUUCUCUGCUGCAGAAGCCUGUGGGUGGAGGAAGAGAACCAUCUUCCUCCUCCUCCCCACAGAGUCUGGUCUUCACCAACUCCCACCACCACCACCAGCCUCCGCAACAGCAGCCACCUCCCAGCCGCACCACCAGCAGCACAAGCUACGCUCAUGCUGCUCUGGUAAUAUGUGUUGCUUUCUACAGUGUACACACUUGACCUGCAUACAGACAAACAAAGACUGAUGAUUUUCUCUCCCCAUGUUUAUACCAGUCGUCGGUCCUGGGGGCUGGUUUCGGGGACUUGGGCCAGGCCAAAAGGAAUCAGCCCAGUGCUGGGGCUCAGAUACUGGAGCAGCUAAAGGGUCCUGGCUUGGGGCCGCUACCUUCAUCCCAGGCUGCACCUCCUGCCAGCACCCAAGGAAGCAACACCUCCAUUGGCCGGCUACCAGGCCUGGGAGGACCUGUACCUCCACCCUCCUCAUCUAGCUGGGACAUGAAGGCCUCAGAACCCAACUCCAACUCGCUUUCGUCACAGUUCAGUCGUAAGUAUUGAACCCUCACCUUACUUGGACACAGUGGGUCUCCUUCAUGAAACGAGGGUAAGAUUAAUUCCUUUAGAUCAAUCCUUAAGUAGGUACUGACAAAAACCACCGUAUAUGAACAUACAGGUGCCUACAAUUAAACCAGAGUUUCCCUCCAUGGUCAUGAAUCCUGUGUAGGUUUUCAAUAAUAAGGACUUUGAUGUUCAAAUCUACACACAGAUUAAUCUUUCAUGAAUGGUGCCGGGUAUGUGUGUUUUUAUGUAUGUAUGUGGUAUGUAUGUGGUCUUUCGGCCUGUUAAAGGGAUAAUCAGGGGAAAAAUUAAUUUUGAGUCAAACACACUGUAACACCGAGUUAGACACCCCCUUAAGAGAUGAAUGUUGCCGAAUGCUUGCUUCUCAAGUUACACCAGCUCUAGUAACAACUGUAGAAUAGCAGUACACAGCGGUCUGAGGAGCCAUACACAAAUCUCAAAUAAAACGCCACUCUAUAGCCACAAAUAAUGCUCAGAACAGCACCUACCUUCAUCAACAGUACAUAUAGGGUCCCAGCCAUAGCACUAGCCACCAAACAUCUUUUUAACUUUGCUUAAUAUCUUCAGCAAAGUGAGUAAACACAACUCACCUACUCUCUUCCAGCAGCCGCUUGUUUGUAGCAAGACCUCGGGCCAGUCCAUUACAGACUACUGCGGGGUGACACAGCUUAAGGAAGAACAUUUAUGAUCAUUACUUUAUCAUUUCCUUGAAGUAAUAACCUUCAUAUUAAUCAUUUUGCACUGCAGACACAGUAGUUCUUCUGCCUUAGCGUCUCGGUCUGAUUGCAUUUUCAUGAAGAAAUGAUCUCUCGACGAGAUGUCUAACUUGGUGUUGUGGUGUUUGACCCUAAUUUAAUUUUACGCCAGAAUAUCCCUUUAAGUGCCCAUUUAAGAUGCCUGUCCUGUCUCUGUGUCUGCAGGUGAGUUUGGCCUGCAGCCCGAGCCUUCUCUCGUGUUAAGCCAGCUGGUUCAGAGGCACACCACCCCGUCCUUGCCCCUGGCACGUCAAGCCAGCCCUCCGUCGCAACAACAAUCAGCCCCUGCUUCGGCCUCGCCGGCCCCCCAGCACAGCAGCACACCUACACAGGCAGGCCCGGUGAUGGCAGCUGCUGUUGGUAAACCUCCUGCCCCCAGUGCAGGGCUGGACCCUCAGGGUGGCAGUACACCACAGCAGCAACGGGCAGUGCUGAAAGGCCAGAAACGAAGGAUACCUCCCACAUCAAAGGUAAAAGAUGAACAGUACCGGUCGAUGCACUUGGCUCCUUUUGAUUUAAGAACAGGUUUUCUUUUUACUCUAGAAACCUCUCUCACUAAAAUAAAAGUUGAAAUUAUCAGAUUGCGAUAAAAUUAGAUGUUAAUUUCACAAUUCUUAGACCUGACACUGUUUUUGGUCUUUCUUUGCAGAUUCCCUCCACAGCUGUAGAGAUGCCAGGCUCAACUGAUGUCCCCGGGCUAAACCUCCAGUUUGGGGCUUUGGACUUUGGCUCAGAGUCUGCAUUGCCAGACUUUGGAGUUGUGGACAAUUGUGUAGGUGCGGUAUCCAGGGAGUCCACACCGGCCCCUGCCCCAGCACCUACUGCUCCAGGACCAGGGACACAGAGCCAGACAAGCCUGUACUCCAAACCACUCAGGUACUGCCACUGCUGCAGACUGACAAGCUAAAAGACUCUCAGUGUAGUUUUGCACAAAGAUUUGACGCAUUAUUUUAGAGCGCUGAAAAACAAGUGAUGUUUUCUCCCCGCUGUUGUCUUGCAGUGAGUCACUGGGAAGCCCCCUCUCUGUUGCCCUGCCCCUCCCUCUGUCAUCAUCCGAGCCAGUAUAUCACUCCUCCUCGGUGGCGUUAUCUAGCCUCCCUCCCUCCUCAUUAGGGACCGCCAGCUCCACCAAUCCCCCCUCUUCUUCUUCUGCAGCCUCCACCACCUCCUCUUCUGUGCCCCCUUCCUCUCACUUCUCCACAGUAGGGGGGAAUUACGAUGGGACCAUGCCCCCUCACACACGACUGGCCUUUUCUCAGAGCAAAGAGGCCUCGGGGCCAGUCAUGGUGAGUAGAAACAGCUGAAAGAAAUGCUCACACCGUCUUUCAGGGCCUUUUUAAUUUUUGAAGAUGUGAGUGAGAAAUGUACAUUCAAACACUCAUAAGAAAUGUUAUUGUGAAUUAGAGUUAACAACCCAAAUGCAUCUGAUUUAACAGGAAUAGACUGAGAAAUUACAGGUCAUAGAGUCUCCCGAGGGUUAUUCCACUUGUAGGAAAAUAUUGUUUUAAAAUAAAGAAAAACCCUAACUCAUUAUUAAACAUACAGGGCUUGACACUAACUUUUUUCAAUAAAAAAGCACAUGUGCUCGUAAAUUGAAUAAGUAAGGAACCAUCAAAGAACUUCAGGGGCACAAUCAAAAUCGAUCAAAUAAUAUGUGUCUUAUUGGUCGACAUAAGUACUAUUAUUUGAAAUCAAUUUGAAGUCUCUUGGUCACAUGAAGAAAAUGUUCAAAAAUGUUUAGAGGACAAAUUAGGGAAAUAAAGAGGUGUGUCUUCUUGUCCGACCUUCGCACUAUUAUUUGAAAUAAAUUUUGGGUCAAUUGGUUACAUGACAUGAAAGCUAUUGAAAGAAAACAGCCUUUUUUGAGAACAUCAACUGGUAAUUUAUUGAUGGUCCUUUAUUUAACACCCGACGUUGACAGUGAGGGUACCAAGCAAAUUUAACCGUGCUGCUGUUGCUAUUCCCAGUUAUGGAGAGUGAAGAGACACUGGUAGAUCCUCAGUGAAUGUCCGUCCGAUAUCCAACCUAAAACUAACUUCACUGCGAUAUUUACAUGAAAAAACUUAAGUCGCCUCGGCUGAUUUUUUUUUUUUUUUUAUGCGCACGUGUCCCUAAAUACAUUUCACAAUCCGCACACAUCUGUUUUCAGUCGCAAAUGCGAGUGAAACGGUUGCACUGUCGAGCCCUGACAUAUAUGGUCUAUUUAAGCUUUACUCUGAUGUGUUGAAAAUAUUUGGGUGUUUCUUUGUUGUCUGUUUCCAGUUAAGGCAAACUCUAAGCUUUGUUUUUCUUCUUCAACAGAAUGGUCUGAACGGUGUAAGGACCUCUGCUCUGGACAGUGAGUUUCAUAUCACUUAAUCAGCUGUUCAAUUAAUAUUUAAAGAUGUGAUGUCCACUAUCAGGCAUCUCUCCGGAUGUCUAAUCACAAACUAAAGCCUUUUAACUUUCCUAUUCCUCCCAGCUUCGUCUGCGUCGUCCACGCCAAAGCCAGACUCGCCAUCUCUGAACAUCAGCACCAAUGGUGCCUCAGCACCCUCCUCUCAUUUACCCUCUUCCCUGCCUGCACACAGCUCCACCACGCUCUCCAACCUGGCACAGGACCUUCCUACAGUCAGCCAGCUCAACUCUCUCAACAGGUGACACACACACACACACACACACACACACACUGACUAAUGACUGAUGACACCAAAGACAACCUUGAAUGUUUCUGUUCUCACUGCCAAAACAGUUCAUGAAUUGUCACUCUGUAUUUCUGUCUCUCCUUCACAGCCAUGUCAGCAGUCAUUCCUCAGUUUCCGCUCUGGGCUCUAGCUCCCUCACUGUAAGUUUCACCUUUGCCCUCCAUUGUGGCUUAAACUCUCUGAGUGAUGACUGAUCCUAUGUGAUGAUAUGCAACUAAACAGCUUAAGCAGUUUGUCGAAUACAUCCUCUACACAAAUAAAGACAACUAAAACAGGAAUCAUAUGAUAAAGAAACAGAGCCAUGACACAUUGGUGUUUAAGAAUUUGCAGUGCAGACCCCAUAUCUGCAUUCAAGUGUUUUCAUGCAAGGCCAAGACCACUUCCCUAAAUUUAACAAAUAUCCCCUUCCCUCUGUUCUCAGUAUACAAGUGUGGAAAACAGCAACAGCAGUGUCAGCUCUCUGGCUCCCUCCUCUGGCUCAUACACCUCAUCGCAGCCCUCCGCCUCAGCACUCCACUCAACCCACAACAGCAGCAACAGUAGCAGCGGCAUCAGCCACCUGGCCAACCUGCCCAAUAUGGGCAAUAACAGCAUGAGCAGCACAGUUGGUGGUCUUGCUGGCACCAGUGGACUUCACUCUGCUGCCGCCACCAGCACAGCGCUGGGACUUGGCUCCAAUGGAGCUACUGCCACGUCCAACCUCUCUGCACCAAGGACCACACCUCUGCUCUCCUCCUCUGCUGGUAACCUAUGCCGCUCAUAUACUCAUAUAGUACUGUGCUGUUCUUAAACUGCUGUUCAGACACUUAAACGCCAGUGUAAGCUGAGUAUACAAAAGUGACUGUUGUUCUCUGGCAGGUAAAGCUCCCCCUAACCUGUCCCAAGGAGUACCUCCUCUACUGCCCAACCAGUACAUCAUGGGGCCCGGUGGGCUGCUGCCUGCAUACCCAGUAAGUAUCUAAAAGGAUAAGUCAACUAAAAUGUGAUAUUUUCAGAGAUAUUUUACUCAUAACAGUGCUUUACAGAUCUAAACUUUCACAGGAGUUUUAGUAUUGCUAGCUGACUGUACCUGUCUCUUGUGUUUCACAGCAGAUCUAUGGCUACGAGGACCUUCAUAUGCUCCAGUCAAGACUGCCAAUGGUGAGAUUCAUCAACAGGGCUCACAGAAGUCAUUCAUUUUGUUUGGUUGUUGUGUGGUUCCUCUCCUCAACCUGUACUCUCCCUUUAGCCCUCUUUACAGGACUACUAUGGAAUCACAUUCCCUGGCCCCACUGCAACGCUCUCAGGCAGAGACGGGAGCCUGACCAACAACCCCUACUCAGGUAAGGUAUCUUUACCGUGGUUGGCUCUGACUGGAACUUCGAAAAAAUGGUAACCAGGGAAAAUCAUUUUUCUGAAAUCCCUAAAUCCAGAAUCUGUUCUCUAAUGGCACCUCCUUUAUUUUUCAGGUGAAGUCAACAAGUUCAGCAGGAAUGACUCCACCUCCCCAGCACCCCCCACAAGCCUUGCAGCCCCGCAGCCUCCUCAGGGCCAGAAUCAAGGACAGAACCAGGCCCAGCCUCAGCCUCCCCAGGCCCAGCCUCAGCCGCAGGGCCAGCCACAGCACCACAGCAGUCAGCAGGCUUUCCUGCCUCCGGGCUACAGCUAUACUGGCCUGCCUUACUACCCUGGGGUGCCCGGAGCUGUACCCAGUGCCGCUGCCUUUCAGUAUGGCCCCACCAUGUUCGUUCCCCCCGGGGGCCCGGGACCAGCCUCAGCCAAGCAGCACAGCAUGAGUCUUGGUCUGGGAAACCCCUCAGCCAGCCCCUUUCAGCAGCAGACACAGCAGCAGCCCAGUGGUUAUGGCCAGCACACUUUCAGCUCAGGUAAGUCAGAGCACUGGAGGUGAACGGUUUAGGGGAAUUAUUCGAUUUGGGCUUCAGUUAUUCCUCAAAUCUUGUUUAAUUUUGAGUGUUGGGUAUAAUUGACUGUCUCUGACACGGAUGUUUUCCUCUCCAGGGUAUGAGGAGCUGACAGCGGGGCCAGCAGGAGUGGACUACAGUAAAGGAUACAACUCCUCCUCACAGGCACAAGCCAAAUCUGCUGCUUCUGGGCCCGGCAAAGGUACAGAGUCAGCAAAAUACAAACAUUCAGUGUCGUGUCUUAGUCGUGGAAUCCAAUCUUAAACGUCGAUCGUGCUUCUGUAUUUCUGCCAGGCGUAUCAGUGACGUCCAGUAACUCGGGUGUGCCAGAUAUCAGCGGAAGUGUUUACAAUAAGACCCAGGUGAGACCCAGACAGUGUAUUAUUUGUGUCAUAGUCCAGGUUAGUUUUUUGUUUUUUUCCUUUAGUGUUAAUUUUGACUUUACCCUCUGUUCCCAGUCUUUUGAUAAGCAGGGUUUCCAUGCAGGGACCCCUCCUCCCUUCAGCCUGCCAUCAGCACUGGGGGGUCCAGGGCCUCUGAACCCCGGAGCAGCUCCUGGAGGCUAUGCACCAGCCCCAUUCCUCCACAUCCUGCCUCACCAGCAACCACACUCACAGCUGCUGCACCACCAUCUAGCUCAGGAUGGACAGGUACCACUCAGAUCAUUUUCAGCAGCUUUAAACAGAUCGAAAGUUUCUCCAAAGCUCACUCGGAUCUCUGUCUGUGAUCAGGGUGGUCCUAGCCAGCGCGGCCAGUCCAGCAGCCUGCAGCAGAAGAGCCAAGUCAACAAGUCGAGCUACGGCAGCUCCCCCUACUGGGCUAACUGAGAAGGCCACAACCAUGAUGAUGUGUGUUUGUGUGCGUGUGCAAGGACAGACACCGUCACACAGCACCACUCCUGUGUAUCAGACUGAUGAGAUCAUAGAAGGACAAACCAUUUUACAACACAAGCUAAAACACACACACACUACCACCCCCCUCUCCUUUGCUCUGUAUAUCCCCUUUUCAAAUUUAUGGCUGUUGUAUGUAAAAUAUAUUUAUGUAUGUAUUUAUACAGUAUAUAUGUAUUGGUAGGACAUAAAAUGUGGUUUCUGCAUUUUGAUUUUAUUUUGAAGGACAUUUUAUUUCAAAAAAUGUGGAAAGAUGAGAAUGCUAAAUCAUGGAGAUGAAGUUGGUGAAUAUACUUGAACACAAGCAUCUUGUGAUGUGGAUUUUUUUGUAUGCAUACAUGAUUCGAGAAUGAUGUACAUAAAUUCUACACAUCAUUUUCAUGGCAAAGGCCUUUUUUUAUUUUAGAAGAAGUUUUUGUAACUUUGGUCCCCUGCAUCUGUGAAUCCUUAUAUUGAGGGUGACUUGAGUUGAUAGCUUGACUUUUCUUUUUGCCCCAUUUCCCUCCAUCUGUCUUUCAUUCCUCAACUCUUAAUAGUUGGCUGGUAAAUAGGUUUACCAGCCAGGCCUUGGAUUUGAUGUCAUUUUAACAUUGGUUUAAUCCUUGUUGUCCAAAUUAAAAGUUAUGAACAGUU
Messenger RNA from Xyrichtys novacula (pearly razorfish), 15619 nucleotides. The record is from the annotation of a GenBank genome assembly. Lineage: Eukaryota; Metazoa; Chordata; Actinopteri; Labriformes; Labridae.